AAAAAGUCGGUCGAUUCGAAAACUCUGGAGAAAAAAAAUAAAAAAAAAAAGGUUCGCAGCUGCCGCCGUCAUCUUUCGUGUUGCUAGCUGUUAGAUUUUUUACUUUUUUCCACUUCGGUCGAUCGUUACAUUCGUCAGCGUCCGGUCUACAUCGCGAUCGCGCAUUACUCGUCCGCCAAACCCACACACAACCGCCACUGCCGAUAAUGUAUAAGUUGAAGCCGGUGUUCAAGGUUCCAGAAGCUCUAGACGUCCACAUCGCGUGUCCCAUGUACAAGUUGAAAAACCUACACAUAAAGACGGUCGAUUUUGCUGAACAGGGUAUAAAUGAUGUACAAUUAUCUGAUGAAGAGAUCAAUCUAUUAUUAAAGAGACAAAAUGAAGUUAUCAGUACAUUAGAACAGCUUGAACUCAGAUUGAGUAAAUUAGAUACUAAGUUUCCCGACAUUGAAGAGAGUUGUGUACCUGCCUUUAAGAAGCUGUCUGUUUCAUCAUCUCAGUGUCGUGCUGUUCAUGAAAAAUAUAAUAGGAAAUCUGAGUCUAAGAAACUUGAUAAUAGUAGUGUGUCCCAUCUAAUAAAAAACGAUACUGUAAUAUUCGCUGAUCCAGAUGACCCACCAUAUUCUGUAUUGGCAUUACCAAUUUUAUGGCCUGAAAUAUCAUGGGAUAUUUCUUAUCAUGUUCAUUCAACUUUAACAAAAGAUUUGAAGGAGUUAGAAGUCAUUAAAUUAUUCAAAAAAAUAUCUUGUAAAAAGAAUAAAAACACUGUUAAAGUUAUUGUUAUAUGGCAAAAAACUAAACCUAGUCCGAGAAUAGUAAGGUCACCAACCACUGUCCUAUUGGGUGAAGUAUCAUUGUUGCGGCUAUUUAAUCAAUAUUUAGCUACUGAAACACUUAAUGUUGCUGAUCAAAGAAAUUCUGACAUUUUGGAUUUAAUUAAUGAAAUCAGUUGUUCAACAACUGAUCGUACUUCAGAACUAAAUAACUUGAUACAUGGUUCAAACGCAAAAUUAGAUAUUGAUAAUAUUGCUUUGUGGUCUUUGUUAUACAAAAAAAACAAUAACCCACCAAAAACAAAAAUAUGGAUUGAAAAUUUAACAAAACAA
This is a messenger RNA of Sipha flava (yellow sugarcane aphid), 1106 nucleotides long. Its product is annotated as aminoacyl tRNA synthase complex-interacting multifunctional protein 2-like. The record is from RefSeq and is a predicted model, not a curated record. The annotation marks the transcript as partial. The transcript is spliced from 4 exons. NCBI's taxonomy places the organism in Eukaryota, Metazoa, Arthropoda, Insecta, Hemiptera, Aphididae. Gene Ontology annotation, cellular component: aminoacyl-tRNA synthetase multienzyme complex.